Triticum turgidum subsp. durum (durum wheat) is the source of this 522-nucleotide messenger RNA. Lineage: Eukaryota; Viridiplantae; Streptophyta; Magnoliopsida; Poales; Poaceae. The record is from the annotation of a GenBank genome assembly.
AUGGGAAGGUACGCGGUACGCACGUACUACCAGCCGCGCCAUGCAAAGGAUAAUUCCCCGUGGGGCGGCAGCGGGAAGCAGCUGUAUGGCAGAGGCCGCGGGCGAUCCGGCAGCGGCAGGCUUCCCCGUGCCUGCUGCCGCACGGCGACACGCCCCGCCCCCGCGGCCGGCUCCCGCGGGUCUCCGAUCCCUACCCUGCAUGCACCGCAGCGCACUCGUGCGAUCGCCACCCACGGUGAACAGUCGGCGUCGGUAAAGCUAGCUGGCUGCUCCAGCUCCGCCAGCGCCGCCGGAUGUUACUUUGGCGCGCCGACCUGGUUUCCCCCGCUCGCCGACGUCGACGGGCAAGUGUGCAACAGCUGGCUCUGCCGGGCCCCGCUGUACGGUGACGCGACGUCACCAGAGCCGCCGCUUUCCUUUGCCGAGUGCAUGGGCAUCUGCGAGCUGGGCACCGCGCCCGAUCGAUCGGCCAAGAGAAUUCUUGAUUUGCUGCUGCUUUUGGAUUUUGAUUGCUAUGAAUAA